Chrysemys picta bellii (western painted turtle) is the source of this 2962-nucleotide messenger RNA. The record is from RefSeq and is a predicted model, not a curated record. NCBI's taxonomy places the organism in Eukaryota, Metazoa, Chordata, Testudines, Emydidae.
UGUAAAUCUGUUCUGACUCUCUUCAACCAGGAGAAACGACAGAUGGGGUCAGUAAAUCUGUCCAUCGGGUCUUCGCUUCCAUGCUAGGGGAAAAUGAAGAUGAGGAGGAGGAAGAAGAGGAAGAGGAGGAGGAAGAUGAAGAAACCCCUGAGCAACCCACAGCAGGAGAUGUUUUUGUAUUGGAGAUGGUGCUUAAUCGAGAGACCAAGAAAAUGAUGAAAGAGAAAAGGCCUCGUAGUAAACUUCCUCGAGCCCUCAGAGGCCUCAUGGGAGAAGCCAACAUUAGGUUUGCUCGAGGGGAACACGAGGAGGCUAUACUGAUGUGCAUGGAAAUCAUAAGACAAGCUCCUCUUGCUUAUGAGCCAUUUUCUACUCUUGCCAUGAUCUAUGAAGACCAAGGUGAUAUGGAGAAAUCAUUGCAAUUUGAGUUGAUUGCAGCUCAUUUAAACCCUAGUGACACUGAGGAGUGGGUUAGACUGGCAGAAAUGUCACUAGAGCAGGACAAUAUUAAACAGGCCAUAUUUUGCUAUUCAAAAGCUCUGAAGUAUGACCCUACCAAUGUGCGUUAUCUGUGGGAGAGAUCAAGCUUGUAUGAGCAGAUGGGAGACCAUAAAAUGGCAAUGGAUGGCUAUAGACGAAUCUUAAAUCUUCUGUCCCCUUUUGAUGGAGAACGCUUUAUGCAGUUGGCCAGGGACAUGGCGAAGAGUUACUAUGAAGCCAAUGAUGUCACUUCUGCUAUUGAGAUAAUGGAAGAAGCCUUUACUAAACAUCAGAGCCUCAUCUCCAUGGAAGAUAUAAACAUAGCGGCUGAACUGUAUAUCUCCAACAAACAGUAUGACAAAGCUAUGGCGGUUAUUACGGAUUUUUCAGGAAUUGUAGUUUCAAAGAAAGUGACUGAACAAGGCUCUUCUGAGGAGAAUAAAGACAUGAAAGAUGUAGUGGCUGUCGUGGAAAUUCAGGAGAGUCAAGUGGCCGUGAUUGACUAUCAAGAUUUUCCAGCUGAAUCCAGCACUGUUUCUGAAGAUAAAGUUAGCUGCUCUAUACCUGAUGGAGUUCCAAUAGACAUCACAGUAAAACUAAUGGUGUGCCUGGUUCACCUGAACAUCCUAGAGCCACUCAAUCCUCUUUUGACUACUCUAGUGGAGCAAAAUCCAGAAGAUAUGGGGGACUUGUACCUGGAUGUUGCAGAGGCGUUUCUGGAUGUUGGAGAAUACAAUUCAGCACUACCACUGUUGAGUGCCCUAGUUUGUUCUGAAAGAUAUAACUUGGCUGUAGUUUGGCUCCGGCAUGCAGAAUGUCUAAAAGCCUUGGGAUAUAUGGAGCGUGCUGCAGAGAGCUAUGCAAAAGUUGUUGAUCUUGCCCCGUUACAUUUGGAUGCAAGAAUUUCACUUUCUACACUUCAGCAGCAGCUGGGUCGGCCUGAGAAAGCUCUGGAGGCUCUGGAACCAAUGUAUGAUCCAGAUACAUUGGCACAAGAUGCUAAUGCUGCGCAGCAGGAAUUAAAGUUACUGCUCCAUCGUUCAACGCUGUUGUAUUCUCAAGGCAAAAUGUAUGGUUAUGUGGACACUUUGCUUACCAUGCUAGCAAUGCUAUUAAAGGUAGCAAUGAACAGAGCUCAGGUGUGUUUGAUAUCUAGUUCCAAAUCCGGGGAGAGACACCUUUACCUUAUGAAGGUGUCUAGGGAUAAAAUUUCAGACAAUGAUGACCAAGAGUCUGCAAACUGUGAUGCAAAAGCAAUAUUUGCUGUGCUCACAAGUGUGCUGACAAAAGAUGACUGGUGGAACCUCCUCCUGAAAGCCAUAUACUCUUUGUGUGACCUUUCCCGAUAUGAGGAGGCAGAGCUGCUGGUGGAUUCCUCACUGGAAUAUUAUUCAUUUUAUGAUGAUAGGCAAAAGCGCAAAGAGCUGGAGUACUUCGGUCUUUCAGCUGCAAUUCUGGACAAGAACUUCAGAAAAGGUUACAACUAUAUCAGGAUAAUGCUAAUGGAAAAUGUUAAUAAACCACAACUCUGGAACAUCUUCAAUCAAGUCACCAUGCAUUCUCAGGAUGUACGACAUCAUCGCUUUUGUCUUCGAUUAAUGCUGAAAAAUCCUGAUAAUCAUGCACUGUGUGUCCUAAAUGGGCAUAAUGCAUUCGUAUCUGGUAGUUUCAAGCAUGCUCUCGGACAAUAUGUGCAAGCCUUCCGUACUAACCCAGAUGAACCUCUGUACAGCCUUUGCAUAGGCUUAACUUUCAUCCAUAUGGCAUCUCAGAAGUAUGUGUUAAAAAGACAUGCUCUUCUUGUACAGGGAUUCUCUUUCCUUCACCGGUACCUGGGCCUUCGUGGACCGUGCCAAGAAUCUUUCUAUAACCUAGGCCGUGGCCUUCAUCAGCUGGGAUUAGUGCAUCUGGCAAUCCAUUAUUACCAAAAGGCACUUGAGCUUCCUCCUCUCAUCUUAGAGGGAAUAGAAGCUGAUCAGACAGACUUGCGAAGAGAUGUUGCCUUCAACUUGUCACUAAUUUAUCAGAGCAGUGGAAAUUUAAGAAUGGCUCAAAAGCUGUUGUAUACAUAUGGAAUCGUAUGAUGGAGUUUGUGACUAAGAGGUAGCCUGCUAGGAAAAUAACAUUUGUCAUUUCCACUGGGGCAUUGAGGAUCUCAGGCAUUACACACCAAUGGAAAGACCCAUUCAAAAAGAUAUGUACAUAUUUUUUCUAAACUGAUCUAGAUGUGAUUGGAUCAGAGUUGUUAGUUACUGUAUAUAUUUUGUUUCCUGAACUUUUGAGCUAUUUUUUCCAUUUCCUGAGGUUGGAACUGUAAAAUGCCCCAAUACAACCAAAGUUCAACAAGCAGGCUUUUGUGAGCAGAUUCUCCAGACAUACUUAGAUGUUGGUUGAGCACCUUAUUGAUGAGUUUUUGUGACGCCUGAAGUUGGUGCUGGUACACAGAAUUCUCAACUGAAUAAAGGACUAAAAAUGAUGUGCA